Cornus florida is the source of this 1978-nucleotide messenger RNA. RefSeq lists its product as uncharacterized. Lineage: Eukaryota; Viridiplantae; Streptophyta; Magnoliopsida; Cornales; Cornaceae. The record is from RefSeq and is a predicted model, not a curated record. The transcript has 9 exons. Bases 1085 to 1729 code for a protein of 214 amino acids.
CUUAAAGUAGAGCCUGCUCCAUUCAUAUUGGAGCCUCCUCCACUUUUACUUGAGCCGGCUCCUUUUAUAAGAUUUGAUACAUUAAAGAAGAUCUACACUAAACUAUAUUGAGGAGACUAUAGUUUAAGCAACCAUCAUUGGGUACAAAUGCAGCUAUCUUCUUCCCAUUCUUAAUCAGCUGCACACGAGCAGAUUUUCUCAUGGCAAAGUUGGGCUGCUUAGCCUCAAUACCACUGCAUAAAUUAGUUAAGUGCUGUUGAGUUUUGAAAUAUUGAUUUGGAAAGAGAAGAUGAAUGUGGCAUUUGCUACCAAACUGAGCCUUAGAACCGAAUCUUGGGGCAAAAAUAUUGUUGCGUAUUUAAAUCUAAAAAUUUAUCUUUUAAAAUAUAUAAAGGGCAUAAUAGUAAAUUUUUUAUUAUCCUUCCCUUUCCUUUCUUUUCCCAAACAUGAUUGUUAUCCUUCCCUUUCUUUUCCUUCAUUAAUCAACCAAACACGAUUGAGGAUUAAACUUAUCCUUCCCUUCCCUUUCCUUCCAUUUCCCUUAUAACUAAUGUUAUCCUCCCCCUUCAAACCCAUCCUACCAAACAUAGCCUAAAUCGCCGGCCGCCCAAACAUCAGCCGCUGUCACCAAUCGUCAACCUUAGCAACCGGAAGUGUGACCGUCGCCGACCAAACGACAGUGAACGAUGGUCAUAUUCGCCGGAGCGCUCAGUCCACUAAUUCAGCUUUAUCAAUGAUCGUCCUGUCGCCUUUGGUUUCGUCUCUGGUCACAUUCACCAUAAUUAUUAUCUUUCCGUCGAGUCUUUCGCCGCCGUUAAAAGACUUUUUGUUUACUGCCGUGCCCAUCGUCGGUCGUCAUCUGAGCCUUCUCAAGCCAUCGUUGUCGCCACAGACUUGCUGGUUGGAAUAUCAGAUUAAACCGAUAUAACUACCUUCUUCCACCACACUGCCGAGAAUCCUUCGCCGCCCGUCUCAACGUCUUGCCCUGGCCGUCGUUCCCUCACCGCCACCGAUCUAUGAAUUUAACCGAGUAGCGUGGGCUUCACAGAAUCACACUGUAGAUUGGAAAGCGAAGGAGGGAAAAAUGGUAUCUGAAGCAAAGGAGAAGAUAUUGCAUAUUUUUUCAGAUUUUAUGACAAGCAUCACAAAAUUCGAUGAGUUAGUGCCUGUGGGGAGUAGGUUGCUUGUUGGAUUUCAGCAAGGACUGGACUUUCUUCAACGGCCUCCAAUUAAGAAGACAACAUCUGAAUUAGUUGAGCGCAUCAUUGAAGCUAAUGAAACAAAGAGGGUUUUAUCAUAUUUUGAAGCUGGCUGUGUCAAUACUCAUGAUAGCGUACAAAAUAUUAGCAAGUUACAUACGUGCCAACUUGGACUUUAUGACCAUCUAAGUAAAGCCAAAUGUAUACUCAACGAGCUUAAAUGCCUUGUGGAGGAUGCACAGCAAACAGUAGCAGAAAGUAUCCCACACUUGAAGGAUGAAGAUAGUGGAGAUGAGUCAGAUCCCAAAGCAACUAAUUCUGGCAUGAAGCUUGAUGUUGCUGAUUAUGCUGUCCUGAUAGGUAUUAUUUAUAGUAUGCUGAAGCAAGACUACACAAUGCAGGAAAGGAUUGUUGCUUCUCUUAAUCUUAAGUCAUCAUCAUCAGAAUUGGAGAGCUACUGCCUGAUGUGGUCUCUACGUCCUUUUAUGGAUGAUGAAAUCUUGCAUAAAGCUUGGAGAUUUAUCACAUAACUGUUUCAGAUUCUUGUGUUCCGAUUUUUUUUAAUUUUUUCUUUAAAUUUUUUGUUUGACAUGCUUGUAGUUCAAAUAUUAUGCAGCACAAGCACUAUUUAUUAUUUUGGGGGAUACCAGUACCAAAUUAAGUGUCCACUGGUUUCGUCUGUCUUAUUUUCUCAUUGUUGACUGCAGUCUACUGAUAGGACUGCAGAGGACAUACUUCAUUUGGUCACAGUUUACUAUAUAUGAUUUGUUCCUUGUCUA